Messenger RNA from Erythranthe guttata (spotted monkey flower), 1188 nucleotides. Its product is annotated as RING/U-box superfamily protein. The record is from RefSeq and is a predicted model, not a curated record. Gene Ontology annotation, biological process: protein ubiquitination. Lineage: Eukaryota; Viridiplantae; Streptophyta; Magnoliopsida; Lamiales; Phrymaceae. Gene Ontology annotation, molecular function: ubiquitin-protein transferase activity; zinc ion binding.
AAAUUGGACGCUAUCCCGGUCGAAAGUUACCGCUUUCGAGCCACCAAAAGGGUAAUCGAUUUAACCCUAACAGACUAUUCCUACCCCGACGACGAUUUGAAAGUGAUUCACGCGCCGAUAAACCCCCCCAAGAGAAGGGUUUUCAAAGGCGAGUGUUCGAAUUCAAAGCCUGAACCGGUUCAGGAACCCGAGCCAACCGCCCCUUCAACCUUCAUGUGCGAAAUCUGCGUCGACGAAAAGCCGACCGAGGAAUUAUUCCGUGUUCUCGGGUGCAGCCAUUCGUACUGCUCCGAAUGCAUGAGCAAAUACGUUGGGUCAAAGCUGAUGGAGAACAUCACUAACAUUAAUUGCCCUGUUUCCGGAUGCAGAGGGUUUCUCGAGCCGCACCACUGUCGUUCGAUCUUGCCUAAGCCGGUUUUCGACAGGUGGGGCGAUGCGUUGUGCGAGGCCAUGAUUUUGGGGUCCGAGAAAUUUUACUGCCCUUUCAAAGAUUGCUCUGCUUUGUUGAUUGAUGACAAGAUGGGAGGGGUGGUCCUGCAGUCGGAAUGCCCGAGUUGUAAUCGGCUUUUCUGCGCGCAGUGUAGGGUGCCUUGGCAUUUGAAUAUUUCGUGCGCGGAGUUUAAGAAGCUCGACAAGAAUGAGAGGAGCAAUGAUGAUUUAAUGCUGAUGAAUCUUGCCAAGGAGAAGAAGUGGAUGAGGUGUCCCAAGUGCAAAUUCUACGUCGAGAAGUCCGAGGGUUGCUUGUUCAUGCUAUGCAGGUGUAAACAUGCAUUUUGUUACAAUUGCGGACAUACGACAAAAGAUCACUACUGUAAAAACUGCAAGCGCUAAAUCCCGAGCAGUUAUUGAUUCACAAAUCACAGCGUAGAGGUACAAUAGUCGGAUGGAAGGUGGUGUAUAUACACGUCAAAGAUUGACGUUCGUAUAUUUAACAUUAUUAUAUUUUUUUAGAAAGAACCAGGCUUUGUGUUCCGGUUCCUUUUGGCAGAUUUGUUUUUCGAUAAUUUAUGGUAUAUAUAUGAAAUGGAAUAGCAUUGGAAUGAUCUUUGGUAGUAGGUUUGUUUGGAAUUUGUUUGGUUCUUAGAGUCUGCAUAUCUGCUGAAAUUAUUAGCUAUAAAACUACUUUGUUCAAAAUUAAGGAUUUUAUUUCCCUCUUGCGUGCAUUUUGAUUUUAUUCAUAAAAUUCAU